UUCUUCUUUUAUUUUCAGAUCAAGGAUGUCUUCCUUCCCACGCCUGAGGUGGCUGCCAUUUGCUGGGAAUCUUCAAAGGAGUUUGUACCGCAGGAUGCCUCGACCAACAUUUUUCUAGCGACUUUCACGACAGCUUGGGCUCGUCUCAAGCUGUAUAGUGAAAUGGAGAAGCUGGGUCGAGAUGUCCUGUAUCACGACACAGAUUCCAUCAUCUAUGCCUCGAAUGGUUGCAACGAUCCCCCCUUAGGAAACUUCUUAGGAGAAUUUACCGACGAACUGGAUGGAGAUGUUAUCAAAACCUUCGUGUCAGGAGGACCGAAAAACUACGCAUACCAGACGGCCACUGGGAAAACCUGCUGCAAAGUCCGAGGAUUUUCAUUGAACUUUCGGAAUUCCCAGUUGCUGAAUUUUGAAGCCAUUAAAAGUCUGGUCUGCAGCCUCGACCGAAGUGAGAUCAUCUCUCUCCACAACCCCUGCAAAAUCACCCGAGAAGCGAAGAGAAGAAAGGUGGUGAAUAAACCGGAAACAAAACUGUACAGAAUUGUGUUGGAUAAAAGGGUGAUCCAACAGGACUUGACCACCUUACCAUAUGGGUUUUGAAAACGACUUUUGUAAAAAUGUGUGGUAUGUACAAAAAAUGUUUAUAUGUAAAAAGACGUUAUGCACAGUAUUUGCGUGUAAAAACUUAUUUA
Stegodyphus dumicola is the source of this 692-nucleotide messenger RNA. RefSeq lists its product as uncharacterized. The record is from RefSeq and is a predicted model, not a curated record. Lineage: Eukaryota; Metazoa; Arthropoda; Arachnida; Araneae; Eresidae.